AACUGGUGCAGAAAGCCAGGCCCAAACAAGCGCAACCGGAACCCCCGGAACGGAAGUAACGGCAGACCUACUGUGUGUGUGGUUUUUCUGUGUGUCCCGUACAAAGCGCAGCACGACUGCGACCCGUCGACGAUCCUCCAACUGCCGGCGACGCAAACACCAGGCCCCGUUAGUCCAAUGAAACCAAGUUUCAAGAACGGAAAGUUCGCCAUCUACGAAAAAUGUCUCUGCCAAAAGAAUGGAAUCUCCAGGCAUCGCAGGAGUGUCUCGACCAGUACCUCCGACCGAAAAGCCUCUUUUCCGAGGAUAUCGAAAUACCGGCCCACACGACCGACAGCCGCCUGUUUGACGCCGUGUACCACCCGUCGAUCUCGGACCAGCGAUGCCGGGCACCGCUCAACGCGGCCCUGCUGGCCGAGUUCGAGAACAGUGGGUCGCUGUUCUCGAUCCAGUCAGCGCCGGUGUCUACGGCUCGACCGGAGCCAGCCAACGCACCCGACCCAGGUCCGUCGGCUCCACCACCACCAGCACCAUCGGCCGGGUUCGCCGCCAUCGCCGCCAGCAAGAUCCAGGAGCCGACUGCCCUCGGAAGGGCAGACCGUGAGCAGAGUGCCAACAACGAUAACACCAGCUUGCUGGACUUUCUCGGUGGGCCGUUGCAAAGCCGACCGGGCGCUGGCGGCGACCGGAACGAUACCCUGCUGCGUCCCUCGUCACUGGCCAUCGAUGCACCGUAUAAUCCGCUCAAGUCGCACACAGUGGAGCCCCAGCCGUCGACCGAGCUGGAUGAGGACGACAACGAGAACCUGCUGACCGUUUCGAGUUUAACUGCGCGGCCACUGAUAGCGAAGUCGCGUGAGAUACGGAAUAAGAAGCAAAGACUCCAUCUUCAGCGGCAACGAAAGCAGGUCACGUCCGAUUCGAGCGAGGACGACGAUGACAGCCCACCGGACGGUGGGUACGGCUGGAUCAUCGUAUUCGGUGCCUUCUCGGUGCAGUUCUGGGUCGCCGGGUUGGUCAAAUCGUACGGCGUGCUGUACGUGGAGAUAAUGGAGAACUUCGCAAACGCGUCGGCCACCACCGCUUCCUGGAUACCGGCCAUCCUUUCGGCGCUCUGCUUGGUGCUGGCCCCGCUGUCGAGCGCCCUGUGCCAGCGCUUCUCCUGCCGCAUCGUGGUCAUUAUUGGCGGCGUGUUCUGUAGUCUUGGGCUCACGCUCAGCUACUUCGCCACCAGCCUGUAUCAUCUACUGUUCACCUUCGGCAUACUGACUGGUAUUGGCGGUGGUCUCUCGACCACACCCGGGAUCGUGAUCGUGUCGCAGUACUUUGAGAAACAUCGCGCUCUCGCCAACGGGAUAACCAUCUCGGGUACGGCUGCCGGGAGCUUCGUGUUUCCGAUGCUCAUUGAGCGGUUGAUCCAGCUGUUCGGUUUUCACGGAACCCUGCUGAUACUGGGCGGAUGCAUGCUGCACGUCUGCGUGUCCGGAGCGUUGUACCGGCCGCUGGAAAAGAAAUCGGACACGGAGCAAUCGAAGGACGGCACCCAGUUUUCGUCGCGCACCGACUUCCGCGACCAGCUCGGUCAUCUCAGCUCGUCGGAGGACCACCUGAGCAAGCGCUGUCUGGAGGACCUCUUUCUGGACGAUCAGACCCGGGGUAGCUCGAAUGUCGACAGCAAGUUCGUCAACAUUACGGAAAAAACGCUCCAAGAAAGUGAAGACGAACUGAAAGAUAUCCUCUCGAGUGCAAUCUUUCUUAAGCCCAUUUCGUCGAUCAGAAGCUGCAGCAUACUGCACUCGGUCGAGGACCUGAGCACCGAUUCGACCUGCGUCUAUAAGAACCGUGCCAGCGGGUACGACUCGAAGCGGAACAGUAUGCGCUACCGGCAGCACCACCAACACCAGCAACAUCAGCGAUCAUCCGACACGCAACCGCCGGUGGUUGCGGGACGACCACCGCCGCAACCGGCACCGGAAGCGAUCGGAUCGCAAACGACUCUGGGGGCGGCCGACAACGAAGCUCCACUGUUGGGCCCCUUGCUCCUGGCGGCGGCGGGUGGAAUGGAAAAAUCGGCGGGCACGAAAGACACUAUCAACACCGGGGCACCCGCUGGGGAACCUACAACGAUACCGACGGUCACGAGUGCGGCUUCCCUGCUGUGUCCCCCGGCCGUACCGGCACCGAAGGCGCUGGCACAGAACAACAACCGAGGGCUGAGCAAGAGCAUGAUCAUCCCGACCCCGGUGGGGGAUCUGAAUGAAAUCUUUGACGACGACCAGUACACGGUGUACAAGGCGACGCUAUUGGAAAAGAUAAGCCAAUAUUUGGAUAUCACACUUCUGCAGGAGAUCACGUUCAUAUUGAUGUGCCUCUCGGUGGCUUUAAUGUCGGUCGGAUGCCCUUACAUGCUGUUUUAUCUGCCGGCCUACGUCAUAUCUGCCGGAUACACCAAGUCGGAAGCGGGCUACUUGGUGGCAGUUAGUGCGGCCCUCGAUCUAGUGGGACGACUGGCGUUGGGCUGGCUCUCGGAUUUGGACCUGUUCGAUCGCAAGAAAGCGUACAUUGUUUGCAUUCUAGGAGCGGGGACCGCCGUGCUCACCAUACCGUCCAGCAGCAACGCCUGGUUCGUUAUAGUGGUCAGCGCCGGAUGCUAUGGGCUUUGCCUGGGAAGCUGGUAUCUUCUAGUCCCGGUGCUGCUGGCCGACCUGUUCGGAACGGAGCGCAUUAGCUCCAGCUAUGGCUUGGUUCGGAUGUUCCAAAGUAUUGGUGCAAUCUCGGUGCCACCACUAGCAGGUUUGAUGCGCGAUAUGUCCGGUGGGUAUGAGAUCUGUUUCUACUGCAUGGGCGUUUGUAUGGUGCUUGGUGCUGUGCCCUUGCUCGUUAUCAUCGUACGGGACUCGAUCGCCCUGAAGGACAAACGGCUGCAGCUGGACAGAAUUGCGUAAGAGGGAUGGCGGCAACUACUUUUUCUUCUGCCUUUUCCAAUCCGCAGCGGAUCGAUUCAGCGUUCGUCCCAACGGUGGGAGCAUCUAGCAGCCCCCGAAGCAUACGGCGGUAACGUGACGAAACAAGACAA
Molecule: messenger RNA, 3076 nt
Organism: Anopheles cruzii
Lineage: Eukaryota; Metazoa; Arthropoda; Insecta; Diptera; Culicidae
Gene: Sln
Exons: 11
Coding region: 222-2945 (907 amino acids)
Biological process (GO): transmembrane transport; monocarboxylic acid transport
Molecular function (GO): monocarboxylic acid transmembrane transporter activity
Source: RefSeq, a predicted model, not a curated record